AUGGACUGCUGCAAUGAGGGCGCCUGUACGAAGCUGGACGAGGACAUCCUGGACAUCCCCUUGGAUGAUCCCGACGCCAACGCGGCAGCCGCCAAGAUCCAGGCGAGUUUCCGUGGCCAUAUGACCCGCAAGAAGAUCAAAGGGGGGGAGAUGGAGCGGAAAACCAAGGAGGCUGAGUGCGCCAACAGCCCCCGCGGCGAUCUCCGCAACGGCGACUAGGUAGGCC
This is a messenger RNA of Chaetura pelagica (chimney swift), 226 nucleotides long. It is a transcript of the gene NRGN, whose product is annotated as neurogranin (protein kinase C substrate, RC3). The coding region runs from base 1 to 219 and encodes 72 amino acids. The record is from RefSeq and is a predicted model, not a curated record. The transcript has 2 exons. Gene Ontology annotation, molecular function: calmodulin binding. Lineage: Eukaryota; Metazoa; Chordata; Aves; Apodiformes; Apodidae.